CACGUGUUCCGCUAAUAUCAGCUCAUUCAUCAGCUGAUUCCAAACAAAGCAACACAUUUCGAGUUUAGUUUUUUAAACUGUUUAUAUUCCAGUGACAGUUACGGAUUUUCUUCCUGGAUACUGUGGACAUGCUGUAUUCGACCUGGCAUCAUGGACAAGAUUUUGGAGGGUCUCGUCAGCUCUGAUCACCCAGUAUCACUGAAAAAAGUCUUUGUGAAGAAAGUCGUGGAGGCAGCAGACAAAGAAGUGUCAACAGAGCAAUGUCAGGCACUGUUUACUCUCACCACACGCCUCAUCCUUCUGGGUGAAGAUGUCUUCCACAAACAAGUGGGCUUUCAGGUUCUGGAAGCUUACGCACGCUACCACCGCCUUGAAUUUGAGCAUUUCUUCAGUAAAGAUUUUGCCCUCAGCCUGCUCCAGCAGGGCUAUGACCAACUGGACCGCAAAGAGCCAGCUGUGAUAGAUUACAUUCACUUCUGCUUAAGGUUACUUAUCAGCUGCCCCUCGGUGCUAGAGAUCUUCAGUGUGAUCCAGGUGGAAAUUUUAAGGCUGGUGUGUGAACGCCCGGAGCCUGCACUUUGCGCCCGCCUGAGCACCCUGCUGUCAGACUUUGUCAAUGCUCCCAAGAGACAGACAUGUGUUUUGUUCUGCCAGCAGCUGGUGAGGACCAUCAGUUCCUUCCACUGCUUGUCCAGUCAAGAGCAGGAGUUGAGAGAAUAUGUAGGUCAGGUGCAAAAGGUCAGUGCGUUGCUGCAGAGUAUCUGGAAGGCUAAUCCAGCCACGCUGCUGCCUUCACUGCAGGAAGUCUUUGCCAUCAUCUCUUCCCAGGUGAGAUGCUUUUGUUUACCAUCCUGUGACCCAUCCAUUGCCCUCGCCAGUCUAGCAUACAUUCCCGUCAAGAUGAUCACAGUCCUUAUUAAGAGCCUCACCACAGACCAGAGUAAAGAUGCCAACAUGACGAAAGCACUCUGCAGGAUGAUUGACUGGCUUAGUUGGCCUCUAGCCCAACAUGUGUCUACAUGGGUCAUUGCUCUGCUUAAAGGAAUCGCUGCAGUUCAGAAGUUCACCAUCCUCAUAGAUGUCACUCUCCUCAAAAUUGAGCUGGUGUUUAAUCGUCUGUGGUACCCCAUCAUGCGACAGGGAGCUCUAGCGGUGCUCUCCCAUAUGCUGCUGAGUUUUCAGCACUCUCCUGAGGCCUUUCAUUUGGUUGUUCCACAUGUGGUGUCUCUGGUCAAAUCUUUGAGGACGUGUGGCCUCCCAUCCAGUCAGGCUUUCUUGCUGCAGUUCACAGAGCUCAUGCACUGCAUGAUGUACCAUUACUCUGGCUUCCCUGACCUCUGACACAUAUUAGAGGCCAUCAAGGAUCUCCCACGACCAGCAGAGGAGAAGAUAAAGUUGGUGCUGAAUCAAAGUGCCUGGACAUCUCAGUCCAACACUUUUGCUUCUGGUAUUUUAAGGCAAACUGGAAAAUCUGACGGCAAAACAGGCCUGGUCAACCUGGGGAACACCUGCUACAUGAACAGCAUCAUCCAGACCCUCUUCAUGGCAACAGAUUUCAGGAGGCGUGUUUUAUCGUUACGUCUUAACAGUUCCAACAACCUCAUGAAAAGGCUCCAGCUGCUGUUUGCUUUUCUCGCACACCUGCAGAGGGCAGCAUACACUCCUAAAAACUUCUUUGAGGCAUCCCGCUCCUGGUUCAAAGUAGGCUCUCAGCAGGACUGUUCUGAGUAUCUUCGCUUUCUGCUAGACAGGUAUAGAUGAGAGGAGAAAACACUUCAGGUCCUUGAAUCAGCUAAGCCAAGUGCCGCCGCUCCUAACACAAGCAGCAAAGACGCAACUGAUCAGAAGCGGGACCAAGACGCCAUCAACUCUGAGAAACUAAAUUUGGAAACGAUGGGCAGGACUCUGAUCGAAUGGAUGUUUGGUGGGAAGCUAAUCAAUAGUACUUGUUGCAUGCAGUGCGGCAGUAUUUCUGAAAAGAGGAGCUUUUACAGACCUUCUUUGGCCUUCUGUCCCCACGCUGCCCCUCAGAACAGUCCUCAGACAGAGGGGCCUUCAGAAGAAUGUAAGCAGAUGGGGUCUAUCAUUGGUGGAAGUGAAAUUCCUGAGUCCAAAUUGGACAAAGCUGCGCUUAACAAUGCACAUGUUGUUAUAGUGAAAAAUGAUCCACCUUUCUCCGUGCCUGACCUGGACUAUUUUCUUGCUCCGGAGAUCCUGGAUGAAGAGAAUGCCUUCUGUGAGAAGUGUAGCUCCCUCCAACGGGCAGAGAGGUCUAUGAAGGUGGUGGCAGCACCAGAAUACCUGAUCCUGACCUUGCUGCGAUUCUCCUAUGAUGCUAAAUGUCACGUCCGCAGGAAGAUCCUGGAUAAUGUCACGAUUCCACCACUUAUGAGGCUUCCUGUCCACAUGCCUCCGUCACACAAAAAAUGUUCCUCAUGCACCUCCUCUCCUCUGCAUGUAGAUUCUGCUGAGAGCAGUGAGAACCUAGCUAAAAAGCUUAAACCAUCUCUGGACGAGGAAGAAAAGGAGGGACUCAAUAGAGCAGACCACAUAAACACAAAAGAAAAAAAUGACAGUGGAGUCGGUACCCCUAUAUCCUUAGCUCAGUCCGUGAUGCAUUCUGGGUUGUCAUCAGAAAGCGGUCACUACUACUGUUACAGUCAUAACAUCAGUCAAGAGGAUGGAGCACAGCAUCAGGUGGACUACUUUUCCCUGAAGGAGGAAGAGUCUCUACCAAGUAGUAGCAAUGAGGCCAAGGAUUGGCUUCUUUUUAAUGACAGCAGAGUGACAUUCACAUCCUAAUCAGUGCAAGACAUUACUAAUCGCUUCCCCAAAGACACCGCUUAUGUGGUAAUGUACCGGAAAUGGGACAUAACAGGACAAAGCAUAAAUGAUGGACUGUUUGGGAAAUAAUUGAAAUUGAAUUCUGAGCCUGCUUUACAGAAAGAACUUUUGGACGCUAUUGUCAAGGACAACAAACUGUAUUUACAGGAACAGGAGCUCAACGCGCGGACCCAAGCUCUGCAGGCCCCUUCAUCGUCCUGCUCAUUCAGGCCCAAUGGGUCAGAUGACAAUAACCCACCAGGGAGCUGUGGCCCAUCUGGGGGAGGAGGGGGUGGAGGAAGCUUCAACACCAUCAGUCGACUUGUCUUCUGAAAGAACACAACUAGUUCUACAGGAAACUCAGACCAACGGGUUCUAGGGCAGUGCUUUCCAACUUUUUGUUGUUUGUAAUUUUACAAUGCUUAUUUUAGUCAAUUUCUCAUGUAUUUCCAAAAGUCUACGCUCCCCUUGUUGGAAAAUACUGUACUGGGGGUGGGGGUGCUGUCGUAUUACUGAUGUGCAUAUAUCCUCAUAGGAAGCACUGAACUUUUCAUCUGAGGUUGCACACAAGUGUCUGUUUUGAACCUACCUUAGUUUGAGCUUUUAAGACAUUUCCUGAAGUUGUUCUCAGGACAUAUUUGUAACCAUUAAUUAAUCAAAUUUAUAACAUUGAGCAAUUGAUUGCGUUCAGUCACUAAAAUGGGGAAAAAAGGUUUCAUAUAAUAGACUUUUGAUUUGGCAAAGUUGUGAAACCACUGCUCACAACUAUGUUCAACCCCCCCCUGCUGAAUGUUUUGAUUUUCAUGCGUCUUUUCUUAAUAAGCUGUGGACUUUGUCAGAACAUUUGAACUUUUCUGAUGUGCUUUGGUGUUUUUUAAUGAGUUUCAUAAUACAUGCAAUAACUGAAAAUAUUCAGAAUCAUUAAAGCAACACUGGAAAAUUA
Molecule: messenger RNA, 3766 nt
Organism: Thalassophryne amazonica
Lineage: Eukaryota; Metazoa; Chordata; Actinopteri; Batrachoidiformes; Batrachoididae
Gene: usp38
Product: ubiquitin specific peptidase 38
Biological process (GO): protein deubiquitination
Cellular component (GO): cytosol; nucleus
Molecular function (GO): cysteine-type deubiquitinase activity; cysteine-type endopeptidase activity
Source: RefSeq, a predicted model, not a curated record